AGCUAAGUGUUCCACCCCAGCUUUCUCUCACACUUCUCUCUGUUCCAAAAACUGAGUUUGAAAAAAGGUUUUAGAAUUUAGAUCGAUCCCAAACCUAAAACCCCACGAAACAAAAAAAAGACAAAACCAGCUUCAUUCAGUUUGUCAAGUUCUCUAACCCUCUCCUCUUUGAAUUGCAAAAUGUUCAAAAAAUUUUCCUCCGAAGAAGUCUCUGCACAAAAUCAAGUCAAGGCAUCUGUGCAACGUAAAAUUCGACAAAGUAUUGCAGAGGAGUACCCAGGACUUGAACCAGUGUUGGAUGAGUUGCUUCCAAAGAAGUCCGCUCUCGUUGUUGCUAAAUGUCAAAACCAUCUAAAUCUGGUAUUGGUGAAUGAUGUGCCGCUAUUUUUUAACAUUCGUGAUGGACCAUACAUGCCUACCCUACGACUCCUUCAUCAAUAUCCAACUAUAAUGAAAAAAUUUCAAGUUGACCGAGGUGCAAUAAAAUUUGUUCUUGCUGGUGCCAACAUAAUGUGUCCUGGUCUUACAUCUCCUGGUGGUGCUUUGGAUGAAGAGGUGGAGGCAGAAACUCCUGUGGCCAUUAUGGCUGAAGGAAAGCAACAUGCCCUUGCAAUUGGAUUUACAAAAAUGUCAGCAAAAGACAUAAAAUCAAUCAACAAGGGAAUUGGAGUGGACAACAUGCAUUAUCUUAAUGAUGGUCUUUGGAAGAUGGAGCGACUUAAUUGAGGAUGUGCAAGAACCACUGCAGUACCCUCAUUUGAGGAUAAAGAAGUAACAUAUGUUAUUUCUUCAUCUAUGCAACAUGGUGUACUGUAUUCUUGACAUUACUGUGCGGAUAGAGGGAUUAUAUGUAUACCAUGCCCCUUGUUCCUUUUUUGGUUGCUGUAUACAGUAAAGAAAUCAUUUCUUGCGGUAUAGAUUGAUCCUUUGAUCAGUUUAUCAUGCAUAUUUCAUGUAACUUUGGUGAAUUUUGUUUUGUUAGUCGGCAGAAAUGUUAGAGCUGAAUUCGUCAAUGCUUGCCUGAUUCAAUCCUAAAUUUUGUGCUUGAACGACAUCAAGUUUGAAUGAUUCAAUUUGAAUUUUAUAUCACAUGAAUUACGUUAGUGUGAA
Molecule: messenger RNA, 1110 nt
Organism: Quercus robur (English oak)
Lineage: Eukaryota; Viridiplantae; Streptophyta; Magnoliopsida; Fagales; Fagaceae
Exons: 8
Coding region: 181-726 (181 amino acids)
Biological process (GO): formation of translation preinitiation complex
Molecular function (GO): RNA binding
Source: RefSeq, a predicted model, not a curated record